CGCACGUCAUGUGUUGUGUAAGCGCAAUGGCGCACAGUAGCGUAGCAGCAUGAAACUCUAGGCGAUUCAUGUCAAUUUGUUUUUAACUUUGUAUUUUACUAAUAGUAAUAACACCGAUGACAUUGUCCAGUUUCGUCGGGUUUGGGUAGUAACGUUAUUUGCUGCUGACGUUCUUUAAAAACUCCGUAGUGGGGCAGUUGUAGUUGACAGCUGAUAAAGUCAAUGCAACCGGGGGAGUGUUCUUGUAACGUUACAUGUAUAACGAACAUGUGAGUUUUUUUAAACAAAGUCCAAGGUGUUGAAAUGGUCUCUCAGAAAAGUUCUCUAGUAGCCACAGAGGGCCUUACAGCCUUCCAGCAGAUGGUGGCGUCCUGCUCUGGGGCAAUUAUUACUUCACUGUUUGUGACGCCUCUUGAUGUUGUGAAGAUCAGACUGCAGGCUCAGAAGAAUCCUUUUCCCAAAGGUAAAUGUUUUGUGUACUGUAAUGGCUUGAUGGAUCAUAUAUGCGUCUGUGAGAAUGGAAAUGGUAAAGCGUGGUACAAAGCACCCGGUCAUUUCAACGGCACCCUGGAUGCCUUUAUUAAGAUCAUACGCAGGGAGGGAAUCAGGUCUCUGUGGAGUGGCCUUCCACCAACGCUGGUGAUGGCAGUGCCUGCGACUGUGAUCUAUUUUACAUCUUAUGAUCAGCUCUGCACUGCUCUCAAGGUCAGGAUGGGAGACAGAUCUGACACGGCUCCACUACUGGCCGGUGCUUUCGCAAGAGUGGGCUCGGUCACAGUAAUAAGCCCCCUGGAGCUGAUCCGCACAAAGCUUCAGUCUGAGAAACAGUCGUACCGACAGCUGAGUACUGUGAUCAGGUCAUCGGUGCACAGCGAGGGCUUGCGGUCUCUGUGGAGAGGCUGGGGUCCCAUGCUGCUUCGAGACGUCCCCUUCUCAGCGAUGUACUGGUAUAACUAUGAGAAGGGGAAAUCCUGGCUGUGUGAUUACUUCAGCUCAAAUCCAACCUUUGCUAUCACAUUCACAGCCGGAGCGGUGUCUGGAUCAAUUGCAGCGAUAGUCACGUUGCCGUUUGAUGUGGUGAAGACGAGGCGGCAAGUGGAACUUGGUGAAUUGCAGGCAACGAAUUUGUCCACACAAGUCUCAUCCAGCACAUACAAUGUGAUGAAGCGGAUAGUGGCAGAGAAUGGCUUUUCUGGACUGUUUGCAGGUUUUAUGCCCAGGCUGAUAAAAGUGGCACCUGCGUGUGCUAUAAUGAUUAGCACAUAUGAGUUUGGAAAAGCUUUGUUUCGCAGACGUAACCUGGAGAAAGACCGGACUGCCGCCCAGCACCUCAUCCAUCACACACCUGAGACAACAGCUCUGCAGCAAAUCACUGAACGCUUCGUCAGAUAGAUUUCUUUAAAAACAAGAGGAAUUAAUAACAGGUUAUCACACCUUUUCCCCAUCAUGUCAAGCUGUGAAAUAAACUGCCUUUCUCUAGUGAACAUAUAUUCAAAAGAGUCAAGAAGGAACACAUGGCAGACAUUUUAGAUUUUUUUAAUUACAUAAAUUAUAUUGUGAUUAAAAAUCAGAUCAGAUUUAAUCUUUAAUAUUAAUGUUUUUAUUUAUUGAUACUUUUUUUCGUUUUUCAUUAUUUAUGGAAUUUUUAAUCGUUACACAAACAAUUUGGAUACCAUUAGAUGUCAUGUUUAUUAAUGUAAUUGAUUUAAUAGUUUUUGUAUAUGAUUUUUUAUUCUCUGUAGUCUGCCGUUUAGUAAUCUCAUUAUUUGUUUGUUUUUGUUAAUAAAUAAGGACAGUGUGUGUUAAUGGUGCCAAAAGCCCUGAAACUCGGGUAACGCUGUUAUGUAAAAGCCCAUUAACU
Messenger RNA from Triplophysa rosa, 1861 nucleotides. It is a transcript of the gene slc25a40, whose product is annotated as solute carrier family 25 member 40. Gene Ontology annotation, biological process: mitochondrial transmembrane transport. The record is from RefSeq and is a predicted model, not a curated record. Lineage: Eukaryota; Metazoa; Chordata; Actinopteri; Cypriniformes; Nemacheilidae. The transcript is spliced from 11 exons. Bases 304 to 1392 code for a protein of 362 amino acids.